CUAUACUAUGUAACAAUGGCGGCGUCUGCUAUUCCAGUUGUUGAUUUCCAGAAGUACGGACUGAAUGUAGCGGACCCUACGUCCGUGGCGAGUGAAGUUUUGGAGACUACGGCCAGGGAGAUAUAUGAUGUCUUCAGUACAAUUGGCUUUCUGUACCUGAUCAAUCAUGGCGUUGAGCAAAGGAAGGUGGAUGACAUGUUCACGGCGUCCAAGGCCUUCUUUGAUCAACCCGUGGAGGAGAAGAGGAAGUGUGCUCGAGUCCAGGGUAAAAAUUAUCAUGGCUAUGUUGCCUUAGAGAGCGAAACGUUGAAUCCCGAGCGACAGUCUGCAGACCUCAAGGAAGCGUUCAACUUUACACCAAAAGAUGAUGGGGCGUGGCCGGCGGAUGUUCCCCAAUUUAAGUCAACUUUCUUCUCUUUCUUUGACGAAUGCACACAGCUGACAGAGCGGGUCCUUGAUGUCCUGUCUAUCGGCCUCAAACUUGAGGAUCGCAACUUCCUUCGGGAGUGUCACAGUCUGAUAGGAAACAAGGGCAACAUCACCACGCUCAGAAGCCUCUACUACCCCCCUCUAGCCGGAACCGUGAAGCCAGGACAAGCUCGCUGUGGAGAACACUCUGACUAUGGCACAGUGACCCUGCUAUUCCAAGAUGACAUCGGGGGCUUAGAGGUGAUGAAUACCGACGACGUGUAUGUUCCGGCCCAGCCUGUCCCCGGCGCCAUCGUGGUCAACAUUGGUGACCUCAUGCAGCGAUGGACGGCAGACAAACUCAGAGCAGCAAAACACCGGGUCCUGAUUCCUGAAUCGGAACUAAAGAAACAUCAGACACGACAGUCGCUUGCGUUUUUUAUCAACCCAGACGAUGACACCAUCAUUAAAUGCCUGGAUGGUUCAGACAAAUAUGAACCCAUCUCAUGCCUGGAUUAUCUAAACUACAAGUUCUCUCAGAUUUAUUAGUUCUUAUCAGAGGCCAUUUAAGCGGAAGUUGAGAAAGUAAUUUGCAUGUUUUCGUAUAGAUAUUAGUACAAACACUGACAUCAUGUGCCCAUUAAUUCAGAUAGCCAUAUCUCUGUGUCUCUGACUCAAAUAAACAGUCUGUCUGUC
Messenger RNA from Haliotis rufescens (red abalone), 1104 nucleotides. Its product is annotated as proline hydroxylase buaE-like. The transcript has 8 exons. Lineage: Eukaryota; Metazoa; Mollusca; Gastropoda; Lepetellida; Haliotidae. Gene Ontology annotation, molecular function: dioxygenase activity. The record is from RefSeq and is a predicted model, not a curated record. The coding region runs from base 16 to 957 and encodes 313 amino acids.